Elaeis guineensis (African oil palm) is the source of this 2669-nucleotide messenger RNA. Its product is annotated as probable inactive receptor kinase At4g23740. NCBI's taxonomy places the organism in Eukaryota, Viridiplantae, Streptophyta, Magnoliopsida, Arecales, Arecaceae. Gene Ontology annotation, molecular function: ATP binding; protein binding; protein kinase activity. Gene Ontology annotation, biological process: protein phosphorylation. The record is from RefSeq and is a predicted model, not a curated record.
CCCUUUCUCCCUCGGCUCUCACGUGGCGACUCUCGUCGCAUUAAUUUCCUCGUUUCCUUUUUUAUUUUAAGUUAAUCCGUCAAUAACGCUGCCUCUCCCUCGCUGUGUACGAUUCCCCGAAUAAAUGAUUGCAUUCAUUGCCUGAUUGCCUCUCGCUUGCGCCGGUUGCCGUUCCCCAAAGCGAGUUCGGUCGGCGCACGCUUCGCUUGCGUCGCCGCGACGCCUCUUCCACCCCUCUAGCCAACAACGAAGAAUUCUCCUUCCAAGGCUCCGGUAUUCUAUCCCUGGUUAGAUUCCACCCUCGGACGGCCACAGCUUCAGCGAAAGUGAAGCAAAAAAAAAAAGCUCAAAAAUUUGAAUCUCUGUUCACUACCGUGGCGGCACUACAGCUUCAGGACUCGGUCGCUUGAUCUGAAAUGAGCUCUGGGAGAGGAAUGGAGGCAAAGCUGGUAGUUUUAGCGAUUGUCUUGCUGUGGUCGGCGGCGAUUGUCGGGCGAGGAACCGCCGAGCCGGUGGCGGACAAGCAGAGACUGCUGGAUUUUAUCCAAGGGCUCCCUCCCCGGCGCCCGCUCAACUGGAGCCCCUUCACCUCGGCGUGCGACAGCUGGCGGGGCGUCACGUGCAGCGUCGACCGGGCCCGCGUGGUCGCCGUCCGAUUGCCCGGCAUCGGAUUCAACGGCUCGAUCCCGCCUAACACCCUCGGCCGCCUCACCGCGCUCCAGAUCCUGAGCCUCCGCUCCAACAGCCUCACGAGCCCCAUCCCCGCCGACUUCGCCAACCUCACCGCCCUCACCGGCCUCCACCUCCAGCUCAACAGUUUCUCCGGGCCCCUGCCGUCCGUCCUCUCCGCCCUCAAGAAUCUGACGGUCCUCGAUCUCUCUUUCAAUGCCUUCAACGGCUCCAUCCCGGCCUUCCUCUCCAAUCUCACCCAGCUCACCGCCUUGAAUCUCUCCAACAACUCCUUUUUCGGCGAGAUCCCGGAUCUCUACCUCCCGAAUCUCCAGCUCCUCAAUCUCUCCAACAACCACCUCAACGGCAGCAUCCCCAGAUCUCUGCAAAAGUUCCCGAAUUCCUCUUUCUCCGGCAACGAUCUCUCCCCGAAAAAUAUUCCAUCGACUCCACCGCCAUCGUCGCUUCCUUCUUCCCCUCCAUCUCCGCUGCCGCCGCCUCCGAGAACUGGAGCUUCCCAUAAGCUCAGCGAGGCGGUGGUUCUCGCAAUUAUUAUUGGCAGCUCUGCUGCAAUCUUUGUGGGGAUUACGUUCUUUCUUUACGUCUGUUGCUCCAAGAGGGAUGCUGAUGGCGUGGUCUCUGGGAAGGGGUCGAAGGGAGAUCGGUCGCCGGAGAAGGCCAUGGCCGGGCACCAGGACGAGAUCAACCGCUUGGUGUUCUUCGACGGGUGUACCUUCGCCUUUGACUUGGAGGAUCUGCUGAGGGCUUCGGCGGAGGUACUGGGGAAGGGCACCUUCGGGACGGCCUACAAGGCGGCGCUGGAGGAUGCGACGACGGUGGUGGUGAAGAGGCUAAAGGAGGUCGGGGUCGGGAAGAAGGAGUUCGAGCAGCAGAUGGAGGUGGUGGGGGGCAUCAAGCACGACAAUGUGGUGGAGCUGCGGGCAUAUUACUAUUCCAAGGAUGAGAAGCUCAUGGUGUACGACUACUUCAGUCAAGGGAGUGUGGCUUCUUUGUUACACGGGAAAAGAGGGGAAGACCGGACACCUUUAGAUUGGGAAACUAGAUUAAAGAUAGCCAUUGGAGCUGCAAGAGGAAUUGCACACAUCCACAGUCAGAACAAUGGCAAACUUGUUCAUGGGAACAUAAAAUCAUCCAAUGCCUUCCUCAACAACCAGCAAUAUGGCUGCAUCUCUGACCUUGGGCUGACGUCGUUGAUGAACCCAAUGGUUCCUCCUGUGUCCCGGACUGCAGGGUAUCGUGCACCUGAGGUGGUCGACCUGCGAAAAACAACACAAGCUUCAGAUGUCUACAGUUUUGGUGUGCUCAUGUUGGAACUUCUCACCGGGAAGUCACCGAUCCAAAUAACAGGGGGUGAUGAGGUGGUCCACCUAGUAAGGUGGGUUCAGUCCGUGGUCCGCGAGGAGUGGACUGCAGAGGUGUUUGAUGUGGAGCUGAUGAGGUAUCCAAAUAUAGAGGAGGAGAUGGUGGAGAUGCUUCAGAUCGCUAUGACUUGUGUGGUGAGGAUGCCGGAGCAAAGGCCGAAGAUGUCAGAGGUUGUGAGGAUGAUUGAAGAUGUCAGAAGGUUCGAUACCGGGAACCGGCCUUCAUCAGAGGGCUCAACACCACCACCAGCACAGGUUAUAGCAGAAACCCCGGCCACCCCCCAGUAAAGCUCUUACCAUUUUGAGAGCUUACCGUAUUAUAUUGAUUCGUCCCUCCAGGCUUGCCGCAUGGCCUGAUUGGUAGAACAGUCAUUGCAUGUUGUUUUGCAUUUGGUCCAACAUUUUUUUCUUCCAUCUCGAUACUUGUUUGGGAUUAACUUAAUGCAGGGAACGUUGUAGUUUUAAAGGUUCUGUGACGAUGAGGGUCCGGCCUUUUUUUCCUCCUUGGUUACAGAAGUAUCAAUUAUUAGAAUGCUUGCUCUCAAUGCAAAGGUUGAGACUGAAACAAUUGGUCCUCUCUUUCAGGCAAACAAAUUAUUUAGUUCCGGUUUUCCAUUU